AUGGACACAGGCGACGUCCCUCCAUCAAGCUCACCGUUGGGCUCCCCAAGAUUUUCCGCAGACGACCAGCAGACGAUCUACCGGUACAUGCGGGCUGUAGCAGACCAUCUGGAUCCGUCGGCUGUGGCGCGCAAAGGUAUGAAUGAGCUAUUCGUGCGCACGUCAUGGUGGUUUCCGUUGGAGAAGUCAGCCAAGAACGACAAUCCAGAGUCAGAAUCAGAAUCAGAACCGGAACUGGAGCUCAUCGCAUCUCCUGAAGAACGCGAAUCGGGUGGCGCAGCAAUCCCCUCCCCGAAGGCCCUUCCCGAUCUCGCACGCUGCCUUUGGGACUCGUGCACUGGUACGAUUGCCGCUCGCGACCUCGAAAGUGUGCGCACGCAUUUCACAGAGGCGCAUCCGGAGGGCCGGCGAUGGUUCGGCUCGGAGCGCAUCGUAUGCCGCUGGGCGGAAUGCGCGCGUUGGGAUUACAUGGAGCGCCGCCGUGUCCCGGGACAUGUCAUUAGAAUGCAUUUGCGGGAGCAUGAGUGCCCGUUCAGGACGUGUGGGAUGGUGUUUGGGAGCAAGGAUGAUGUAAGGGUGCAUCUGCAGUUGGUACAUGAUGGAUCGGAGUAGGACGAUGCCUCUGAGUAACUAUCCUUAGACGAGAUGCUCCGCCGUAUGCUUGUAGAUGCGAGGUUGUGCGUUGUGGCUGCGCUGUGGCCACGGUCAACGCCGAAAGAUGAUAUCUAUAUAUAGAAAUUUCC
Messenger RNA from Laetiporus sulphureus 93-53, 743 nucleotides. RefSeq lists its product as uncharacterized. The record is from RefSeq and is a predicted model, not a curated record. Lineage: Eukaryota; Fungi; Basidiomycota; Agaricomycetes; Polyporales; Laetiporaceae. Bases 1 to 612 code for a protein of 203 amino acids. The transcript has 2 exons.